Messenger RNA from Metopolophium dirhodum (rose-grain aphid), 3600 nucleotides. RefSeq lists its product as uncharacterized. NCBI's taxonomy places the organism in Eukaryota, Metazoa, Arthropoda, Insecta, Hemiptera, Aphididae. The transcript has 4 exons. The coding region runs from base 119 to 1471 and encodes 450 amino acids. The record is from RefSeq and is a predicted model, not a curated record.
UGCGUUUCAUAACGGCGACGGGUGCGGGACGUGUGCCCGUCGAGGCCGCUGCCGACCGGACUUCGGGAUAGUGUGUGCUCCGACAACGCGUACGACCGGUCCGCGAGAGCCGAACAAAAUGUCAUAUCAUAAUAAUACACCAAUUGGCCAGCCGCGAGGUGUCAUUAUGGUGCUGAACUUCAUACUCGUGUACUUUGUCAUCGCCACCGUCUCGUCUGAUCGUCUGUUGGACCUGACCGCGUCCAAGAUCGAGAUGACACCAAACAACACGAUCCAAUACUUGCAAUUUGAAGAUUUAUCAUUCAAUCUUACGGAGUUUACGAUCUGCACGUGGAUAAAAAUGUUGAAUUUCACACACACGCAAACCAUAAUCCGUCUAACAGGAAACAAAAAAGAGUCGUUGGUGUUGUGGCGGAUGCACGUUCAUCCUAAAGAAACUAUGAGAGUGACGAUCAAAAACCGUCUGGUGGCCUCGGAGAGUAUGCAACUGACCAGAGGACAGUGGCACCACGUGUGCUUCCAGUGGAAGGGUUCGACUGGUGUCUGGGCGACGUUCGUCAACGCCAAAAUACAUUCGGUCGGACAAAUGCCUGAGGUCGGCAAUAACACGAUGUCAUCAAAAGCGUGGAAUCUACAGGGAAGUGGCACCGGAAUAGUGGGCGACGACAGCGUGCCCUGCCGGAACGGUUGGCAAGCGUAUGGACUGUACUUGAGUGGGCCGAUGGCGACAACUGUGGACGCGGCCAAUGCAGUCGGCAAGCCGUCGACGAACGCGUCCACCACUUCAGGAAGGACAAAGAAUAACAGCAAACGGCAAGCGGUGUUCGACUCGGACUUGGACGAACCGGCGUCUGGCGGCGCCGGGCAGUCCAAAUCGUUUCAGUGGCUCACCAAGUCAUUCGCAUUCAUGAAACGCAUGUUCACGUUCGUCAUCAUACCGUUCUUCAAGUUCGUCCGGAACACGUUCUUCCAGACCCGUUCGUUGGACGAUACAGUGGUGGACGUGAGCGAGACGCACCUGACGGUCAGCGACGUCAAGUUUGAGCCACCGUCGUCAGUGGCCACGGCCACGGUUGCGGCCAACGAGUCGAACUCAGAUGACGACAGUGACAAUAAAGUCAACCGGCGAUCGUCGUCGUCGUCCAAGCGGGAAACGGACGAUGACAGCCGUUGUGGUCGCACGCGGACCAACGACGAUCGUGUGACGGCGGCCGACCUAGUAGCCGCAGGGUCGGCACCGACGGUGGCCGUUGACGACGCGCUUUCGCCAAACGCCAAGAGGUAUUUGCGGAUGGUCAGCGACGGCCUAAACGACGUGGGCGUAAACGCGGCGUUCGUCAAGCGGGCGUUCGCUUGUUGUAGCCGUGGGCCAUUUGAUCCACGGGCCGACGUCGCGGUCAUCGACUGGGACCGAACCCGGGCCCACACGCACGACGUGACCGCGUCGCCACACGUCUGCGGGCGGUAUUGACCGCCUGCAGCUCGCGCCUCUUCGUUUUCCCACCCCACCCGUAUUUUUUCACCCCUUUUUAUCGUCCCAAUGACGCGCCACGUUUGGUUAUUAUUAUUAUUUUUAUUAUUAUUGGAUAUACGUCCCAGACUCUUUGAUCGUAUACGUAUAUAACGAGUCCUAAAAUGUGAUCGUUUUAAACAAACAUCCCCCCCCCACACAAAAUCAUGUUAGGGUAGGAAGGUUGGUUUAUGGCUAAUCGAUAGGAUUUGCGAAGGUAUUUUAUUAUUAUAGCAAAAAUAAACUACAGAUUUCCCCACUCAGAAGUCCACAAGAUAUUCCACAUAUUAACGUUUCGUACAAGGGUUAUUCGAUAUGUUUACCAUUCAUAUAUGGUAUAAUAUGAACAUGCAAGCUAUAUUCUAAGGUCGAGUUACUUUUCUUUUUAAUUGAUACUCUCUAUUUUUUAUAUACCUAUAUAGUAUAUACAUAAAAAUACGUUCUUUUGGAAGGAUAAGCGACAAUAUGUAUAGAUAAUGUAUUCUUAUACUCAAUUCCAUAACCAGACUUUCGAUCCAACGUUACGUCGUACGUCUAUCAAGAAGAGUUAGUGAACGUACAAUGUAUCAUCUCGUGUAGGACGUAGGUACUAGUACGACUUAUAUAAUGCAUAUGUUAUAAUAAAAAAAUAUUUUAUUAGAAAGUAUUUAUAAAUAUUAUUAUUUUAAAUUUGUAAUCGUUUUUUAAUAUAAGCACUUAUUAUUUAUAUAAAUUUAAUUUUGAAUACUUUUAAAAAAGUUUAUAUUAUAUUACAAGACUGUCGGAUCUAGGAUAAACCAAUGAAUAGUACUUAACGAAAAACAUAAUAAUAACGUGUUUAUCUAUACUCACAAAUAAACACGUAUACAUAAUAUAGUCUUAUAAUAGUAUAAUAAUAUAGUCCUAUGGCUACCUCUAAAUCUCAAUAUUAUCACAUUUUUACUAUACCAUAUUUUAUAGUAUUUAGUAUAAUAUUAUAGCUUAAAAACAAAACAGAACCUACUAAUUAAAACUGCGAUAUUAUAUUAUAAAAAAGUGCACAAAAAUUAAUAAAAAAAAAAUGUUCAAAACUUUAAACUCCUCCCUAUCGAUCGGUACCCAUCAUGAUGAUAUUGUCGCCGUCGUGCGUAAAAUAGGAUCAACACGUUAUUGUAUGUAUUUGUGAACCUUAAAAUAAUUGUAAACGAGAAGAUAUACAUACCUAUAUAAUAUAAGUAUAUACAUGUAUAAUAUACCUAUAACGUACCCGCGGUCUUCGGCUUUUAAACACAAUUUUAUUCAUUUACUAGCAAACAGGUUUACGAUCAAGUAAAAUGUUAACACUAAAUCAAAUAUAAAAUAUAUACCAAAAUUGUAUAAACGAUGUCAUAAACUUAUCGUAAACAUUUCGUCGGUUUAUCGUGCGUUAUAACUUCAGUAUAUGUGCGUGCAAAAAACCUAACAAAUAGAUAUAUAACACUAUAACUGUAUCAUCGGAUCUUGCGAAAUACGCCCGCCAUAAUAUGUUUGAUAAUACAAUUCAUUUUAAGUAUUAUGCUAUUUUCGUACCCCACAAAAUUCAGUAUAAAUAUUAUAGCAUUUGAAACAGUGGAAAAAAAUAUAUUUUUUAGGUACCUACAUUAUAUAAUUUUACUGAAACACCGUACUGAACACAUACCACGUAUUUAUUAUUUUAUUCAUGAGUUGAGGCGGUAAAAAUAAUAAUUUGUUUGGACAAUUAUUUGUUAUUCAAGUUCACGCGCUAUCACAGCAAUAAUAAUAAUAAUAAUAAUAUAAUAUGCGUUUGUGAGUUGUUAUCGUUAUAUGAUUAUAUUUUACAUUUUCACCGUUAAACUUCGUCAUUGUUCGCAGAUGUUUAUAUUAUGUUAUUAUGUUAAUCGCGUUAUUUGUCGAUAUCACUACUCGGCCGUCCACCGAUGUUUUGUUUGUACGUUUUUUUAUUUUUUAGAUACGAUCACUCGUAGACUAUUUUAUUACAUAUAUAUGCCUUUUGUAACAAACGAUUUGUUUAGUAUAUAAUAUAACUAUAUAAGUAUGUACAGUAAUAUAAUAUACAUAUAUGAUAAUAAAUUGUACAGCUCCGUUAUCGAAAUACUCUGCUCUUUUAUGUU